Messenger RNA from Pyricularia pennisetigena, 1692 nucleotides. RefSeq lists its product as uncharacterized. NCBI's taxonomy places the organism in Eukaryota, Fungi, Ascomycota, Sordariomycetes, Magnaporthales, Pyriculariaceae. The transcript has a single exon. The record is from RefSeq and is a predicted model, not a curated record. The coding region runs from base 1 to 1692 and encodes 563 amino acids.
AUGAGCGAGACAUCGGCCUUGUUGCCGUCGACGAGUGCGGCCGAGACUGUCGACCGCAGCGAUACCGCGAGCCUCCUCCGGCGUCUUGUUCAGCUCGUCCGAUGCCCGUUCUGCUCCUUACCUCUAGACCACCCAGUUACUCUUCCGUGUGGUAGGACGCUCUGUCGCAAGUGCCUUCCGCGUCCACGAACGCGUGCAUAUAUUACAUAUCCCGCGGGUCCGAACCGAUUGCAGGGGUUCGACUGUCCCUUCGAUGGCUGCAGCCAGGAGCAUGCUACUGACGAUUGCGCCCUUGACGUCGCGAUCAACAAUGUGGUGGCCAGCAUAGAAGGAGCCCUCGGACCUGGGGAAUUGUCUCAGUUGAUUGCCAAGGAUGAUGACGAGGCGCUGGCCAAGUGGCUCCAGAACCAGCGACGACCUGCGCAACACCCAGGAUCCCAGCCGAUGCCCAGCCCAAAAGCAACGCCUCGAUCGAGUGAGGAUGGCCAGGAUGUCGAAAAUCGCCGCAAAGUUCCGAAAGAGGGCGACCGGGGCUUAGCUGCUAGCGCUAAAGCGUCACCGGUAGACACCACAAGCCGCGAUCCCGCCUAUCAAAUAUUUACAGCCAAAGAACAGGACCAGGUGCAAAUUCUUGAGCGCAUCUCUGAAGCGACAAGGCCAGAGGCCGAUUGCCAAGUGUGCUAUGCUCUCUUCUACGAUGCAGUAACCACCCACUGUGGCCACACGUUUUGCCGACAUUGUUUACAUCGCAUACUGGACCACUCGGACCUGUGUGCAGUAUGUCGACGUCAAAUACAUCGAGGCGAAUGGCCGCAGAACAAGCUCAUGGCUGGCAUUGAAACAACCCUAUGGGCGACUGCUUUAGAAUCCCGGAGGCAAGCCAUCUUGGCCGAGAGCAGGCACGGCACUGCCGAGUUUGACAUACCGGUGUUUGUGUGUACAUUGUCAUUCCCGACAAUGCCGACAUUUCUGCACGUUUUUGAGCCACGGUAUAGGCUGAUGAUCCGGCGAGCUUUGGAGCAGGAUCGCACUUUCGGCAUGGUCCUACACAGACGAGCAAGACGAGCAGGAGAACCAGACUUUGUAGACAUCGGGACCUUGCUCCGUGUGAUCAAUGUCGAGUUCUUCCCAGACGGCCGAAGCCUGAUCGAGACCGUAGGUGUCUCUCGUUUCCGCAUCCUGCAGCAUGGCAUGAAAGACGGAUACGUUGUGGCAAAAAUCGAACGUGUAAACGAUGUCAGCAUUGCGGAGGAAGAGGCUUUGGAGGCGGCUGAGAUACGUGAAGCAUUACAUACCAACCUCGACACGACAUCGCAACAAGAAGUUGGAGACAAGCCUGCGACUGUUUCUGGAAAUGGUGGUUGCGUAGCGGCGACUGCCCCUACCAACAAUAGACAAAGCCCAGAAGCGCCGCCGAACUUUGACGUGAUGCCCACCAGGGAACUUUUGAGAUUUGGGGUCGAAUUCGUGGCGCGGAUGCGCGAAGCUAGCGCGGGGUGGCUGACACACCGAAUAUUGGCUAUAUACGGCGAAUGUCCCGAAGACGACGCAGCCAAGUUCCCGUGGUGGUUCGCUAGUGUACUUCCAGUCAACGAUCUGGAAAAAUAUCGACUUUUGGGAACCGCAAGCGUGCGCGAGCGCUUGAAAGUUUGCUGCCACUGGAUCCAGGAGUGGGAGUCAAGCAGAUGGUGA